Tuber melanosporum (Perigord truffle) is the source of this 2297-nucleotide messenger RNA. RefSeq lists its product as uncharacterized. The transcript is spliced from 4 exons. Gene Ontology annotation, molecular function: nucleic acid binding. NCBI's taxonomy places the organism in Eukaryota, Fungi, Ascomycota, Pezizomycetes, Pezizales, Tuberaceae. Gene Ontology annotation, cellular component: nucleus. The record is from RefSeq and is a predicted model, not a curated record. Bases 618 to 2081 code for a protein of 487 amino acids.
CACUCCCUAAAAAAUCAUCAUCUAACUACAACUCGAGUAAAAGGCCUUUCCUCACCAUGCCAUUCUAACCGCAAUAGAAAAUACCCUGCCAGUGCGAUAUCGGCAGACUGCCGGUGUCAAAACCAUAUCUCGCCAACUCAGGGUCCAAGCUGAGGCAUCUUUCUCUUGUCACCCCCACAAUCACUCCUACAACACAAUCUUCUUCUAGCGUCCGAUUGAGAGCUCUGUUCGAUAUGACUUUUCUAUACCUAUGAUAUCACUCUACUGGUUAUAGUGUCGGGAGGUUUAUUUGUUGUUCUCGAAGCAUGUCAGUUGGCUCGACCCUUCUACGACGAGGAGUUUGCCUUCAUUUUUUGCGGUCGUGCGGUAAAUCACGGGGCACAUAUUUCUCCACACAGAGCCGCCCUCAAGAACCAGUGCCACGACAGCUGCGACCACUUAUACCACACCAAGCCUUGCGUCCAACACCACAACCACGACCACUAACAGCUCAUUGGGGUUUUAGUCAUUCGACUGGCGCCUUAAAGCCUGAUAAACACAAGCGUCCAUCAAGCCUAAAGCUUCACAAGCCAAAGCCUAGACCCAUCCUUCCCAAGGCCGCUAAAACUAAAAUCAAGAUGAAUAGCUUUGUGGAAUACAAAACCUUGAAAAGCUUUCCUUACAAAUUUCUCACCAAAGCUGAUCAACAUGUUGUCAGCCGUUUCUUUGAUUCUAAUCCCUUUCAUGCCUAUGGCUGGAGAAUAUACAUCUACGAAACUGCUGUCAGCGAAACUAUUUUGAUCCCUUGGGAUCAGAUAGAUCGGUUCUUUAAAGAGAUUGCAGCUGAAACCGGCAUACACCUCUUCCAGAAUUUCCCCGCCAAGAAGAUUUCUUACAAAUUAGACUCCAACGAAGAUGCUCCUGCCCUUAUGGGUGAUUUCAAGAGUAAGGAAGAAUUGGACGAACUUUUGCAACAAUUCGGUACCUCGUCGGGAAAGGGACCUAUCAAGAAGAAUAGCACGCCCAAGUCCAGACGAAAUGCCGCGAGGAGGCUUCAGGCAAUGGAGACUUGGAAGUCUCAGGUCAGUUCCGCAAGGAAUCAUCUCAAAUACGAUCAACAGGAUCUUGAAAACGGGGUCAAAAUAGCCUUUCCCGUAUUUGUGAGCAUUGACGUUGAGGCCUUCGAACACAAUCACAACAUAAUAACUGAGAUUGGCAUCUCCACUCUUGACACGGCGGAACUUCCUCCCACUCAAGAGAAUGCCAUGACCCGCGAAACAGUCUUGAAAGCUAUUCAGGAUAGCUUCGGUCUAUCCAAUGCUCCCCUCCGCAGGAGUGACGCUGUAAUCGAUCUUAUUAAGAGCUACCACUUCCGUGUUAGCGAGAACAGGAACAUGCGUAAUGGGCAGUUUGUCACGGACGCUGCGGAUUAUUUCAUGUUUGGGGAUUCUGAGUUUGUUUCGUUGACAGAACUGCCUAAGAGAAUCGGCGAGUGCUUUCGCCACUUUGAUAGCCAUGGUGAAAAAAGGGGGAUUGUACUUGUUGGGCACGAUGUUAAGACCGACGUUGAUUUUUUGAUGGCGGUUGGCUACAAUGUUGGUAACAUUUCUGGUUUGGAGGUAAUCGAUACCACUUGCAUGUGGAAGGCAGUUAUGGGUGAUUUCCAGAGCAAAGGCUUGGGGUCAAUGUUGCAUGAUCUCAGUAUUGAUUUCAGGCAUUUGCACAAUGCUGGAAACGAUGCAGCAUAUACUCUCCAAGCUCUUGUCAAAAUGGCAGAAAUCGGGCUUCCAAUCGAAGGGGGGAACGGCGACAACGUAAAACCCGCACCAAACCUCUACCGCCCAAUCUGGCAGAAAGCCGAGAAUAUUCAGAUUGGAUUCGCUGAUGAGGACGACAAUAGACCAGCAAAUAUCUUGCCGCCUAAGAAACCGAUAGCUAAAUAUGUCGCAGAAGCAGGUAGUAGCAGCGAGGGAAGUGGGUCUGAGCAUGAGCGGCGAUGGUUGGGAUUGACUGCAAGGCAGUUUCCUGAAACUUUGUUUUGUUGCGAUUUCCACCUAUUUUUCUUCUCUCUUUCCAAAUUCUCCCAUUAUCAUUUAAGCUGAAGUAGUUGCCUGUUUUUGUUUUACAACCGUCUCAUUCUAUCAUGUAUCUUUUUUUUCUUUCUUUUUUUUUUCCCUUCUUCCUUUCUUACUCCAACUCCACUCUCUUACCUUCCUCACCGAGUUGCACCUACAGGAAAGGGAUAGUAAUAAUAAAAAGCCAAAGUUGGUGCAAUAAACUUGGAGCCAACGGGCAAAAUUUGACUCUCUAUACUCCAC